CUCUCGCGCACGACGUGCGACGCCCUCACAUCAGCGGUAACCUGUGUCGCCAUCCGCUGCAGGCAAUUACCACCAGCAGCUGCCGACGAUACAAAUACACAUCAGCACAUUACAACUGGCUGUAAAUAGUCAAGAAUAACCAACGAACGAAUCUUACACCACCUCGCCACCCGCAAGUUCAAUACCCACGCACACGCACAACCAUGUCACCAGAGGAGGAGCGCCAGGAAGCCCUCAACAGGUACCGGGCGAAGCUCAUCGAGUCCCGCGAAUGGGAAGCGAAGCUCAAGAACCUGCGUCUCGAGAUUAAGGGUCUCCAGAAAGAAUAUGACCGCACGGAAGAAAACAUCAAAGCCCUGCAGAGCGUUGGCCAAAUCAUUGGCGAAGUUCUGAAGCAGCUCGAUGAAGAGAGAUUCAUCGUAAAGGCCUCUUCUGGCCCCAGAUAUGUCGUUGGAUGCCGAUCGAAAGUUGACAAAGCCAAACUGAAGCAGGGAACGCGUGUGGCGCUCGACAUGACAACGUUGACAAUUAUGCGCAUGCUCCCCAGAGAAGUCGACCCAUUGGUCUACAACAUGUCAUUGGAGGACCCGGGACAAGUCAGCUUUGCUGGUAUUGGUGGUCUGAAUGACCAGAUCAGAGAACUCCGAGAAGUCAUUGAACUGCCUCUUAAGAACCCAGAACUCUUCUUGAGAGUUGGCAUUAAGCCGCCCAAGGGUGUCUUGCUGUAUGGACCUCCAGGAACAGGUAAAACACUGCUUGCCAGAGCAGUUGCUUCUAGCUUGGAAACCAACUUCCUGAAAGUCGUAUCUUCCGCAAUUGUCGACAAAUACAUUGGCGAGUCGGCGAGAUUGAUCCGCGAAAUGUUUGGCUAUGCCAAAGAACACGAACCCUGCAUUAUCUUCAUGGACGAAAUUGAUGCCAUUGGUGGCCGUCGUUUCUCUGAGGGUACCAGUGCCGACAGAGAAAUUCAGAGAACAUUGAUGGAGCUGCUGAACCAAUUGGAUGGUUUCGACUACCUUGGCAAGACAAAGAUUAUCAUGGCCACCAACAGACCGGACACCCUGGAUCCCGCCUUGCUGAGAGCAGGAAGACUGGACCGUAAGAUUGAGAUUCCUCUGCCUAACGAGGUUGGCAGACUUGAAAUUCUCAAGAUUCACGCGUCAAGCGUAGUUUUGGACGGCGAGGUAGACUUUGAGAGUGUCGUAAAGAUGAGCGAUGGUCUCAACGGCGCCGAUUUGCGCAACGUUGUUACAGAGGCUGGCUUAUUUGCGAUUAAAGAUUACCGAGAAUCCAUCAACCAGGACGAUUUCAACAAGGCUGUUCGUAAACUUGCCGAGGCAAAGAAGCUCGAAGGCAAGCUCGAGUACCAGAAGCUUUAAAAAAAAAGAGAAAGCCUACGUACGAAAGACGACGACCUAGUUGUGUAUAGCUACGGAAAAGGGACAGGGCUCACUGGGCAAGCUUGUACAACUAUCCCGCACCGUAGAAUGAAUAGACUAUUUCAUGCCCCCAAAGCUCAUUUAACCAUGUGAUGACGGAGACUUGUUCGUAGACCAUAGGCUGCGGUGUAACAGGUAAUGCGAUUUUUGAGAGUGAGGAAGGCUAUCUCUGGCACUUCCUUGCAGCCUCGAAAUGACAACUCAUGCACAGCGCCUGAGCACCAGGGACAUAUGUCCUAAUGCGGGAGAAGCAGCACGACGCCAAGGCUGAGCUUAACGAGAGAGGUGGCCAAAUUAUUUCUUGCAGCGUCAGGCCAUGUGGUGUUUAGCAGUGUAGCCAAGAGAAGAGCGCGAGAGCGAAGACUUGGAGAAUGACGUAGUCACUCUGCGAUUUGCAAGACCUCGUAUCGAAUAACGGGGCAUAAUUAGUUGCGGCCGUACGAUUCACUGGAGAGUACGAAAAUAGGAGAGAAGAAUGACAGGCAUUCUCCGAAUAUCCCUAGAAAAGCCAAAUGCGGCCGGCCCAAUGACGGCAGUGGUGAAUUUCGGAAGGAUAAGCCGCCGUCGAUGCGCAGCAGCAUCAGCAUCUAUUCUUGGAAACAAG
Molecule: messenger RNA, 2043 nt
Organism: [Torrubiella] hemipterigena
Lineage: Eukaryota; Fungi; Ascomycota; Sordariomycetes; Hypocreales; Clavicipitaceae
Source: the annotation of a GenBank genome assembly